GUUUUAUUCAUCAUUGAGGACAAAUCUGUGAGACAGGGGGAACUGAGAAGUGUUCAUCUUAGAUCUUCUGGUUUCAGCAAUGACACAGAGAGGCAAAACUGAAAGUGCUAUCCAAAAAGAGUUUCAACAGGUUUCAAGGAGGAGAGGAACGCCUUAAACAUGCCUGAAAAACAAACCACUGAUCCAACUCCGACGCCCAGUCCUCCAGAACCUGUGCCCCUGAGGAACGCUUACUCAAUGUUUAUACCUCCCAACUUUAAGAACCAAAGUCAAAAAAAUCUCCAGAGUCCCCAGAUAUCCUUGGUUCCAAAUCCUGGAGUCCCCGGAUAUCCUCCGUUCCCAAAUCCUGGAGUCCCCGGACAUCCUCCGUUCCCAAAUCCUGGAGUCCCUGGACAUCCUCCGUUCCCAAAUCCUGGAGUCCCCGGACAUCCUCCGUUCCCAAAUCCUGGAGUCCCUGGACCUCUUCCCCCGAGGCCACAGGGGGACUUUGAAAGCACAGAGGAAACAACGAAAUCCAAACUGAACAAGCUGUUCGGUGAUGCUUUUUCUAAAAUGAAAAGAAAGUCAAAAAAUCACACAAGGAGAUAA
Molecule: messenger RNA, 588 nt
Organism: Cheilinus undulatus (humphead wrasse)
Lineage: Eukaryota; Metazoa; Chordata; Actinopteri; Labriformes; Labridae
Product: U1 small nuclear ribonucleoprotein C-like
Exons: 4
Coding region: 160-588 (142 amino acids)
Source: RefSeq, a predicted model, not a curated record